Coregonus clupeaformis (lake whitefish) is the source of this 606-nucleotide messenger RNA. RefSeq names its product gamma-crystallin S-1-like. Lineage: Eukaryota; Metazoa; Chordata; Actinopteri; Salmoniformes; Salmonidae. Gene Ontology annotation, biological process: visual perception; lens development in camera-type eye. Gene Ontology annotation, molecular function: structural constituent of eye lens. The transcript has 3 exons. The coding region runs from base 1 to 606 and encodes 201 amino acids. The record is from RefSeq and is a predicted model, not a curated record.
AUGGAGAAAUUCCAUAGUUCUGUAAUUCUGGAACUAUAUGGAAUUCAAAAUUGUGACACACUGUCUCUUCUCUUCCAACAGAUUGUGUUUUAUGAGGAUAGGAACUUCAAGGGGCGGUCCUACGACUGCAAAGGAGACUCCACUAACCUGCAUGGCUUUUUCGCUCGUUGCAACUCUUGCCGGGUGGAGGGCGGCUGGUGGGUCCUCUAUGAGCGCCCCAACUACAUGGGUUACCAGUACAUCGUAGGCCCCGGGGAGUACGCAGUCUACCAGCAAUGGAUGGGCUUCAACGACUGCAUAAGAUCCUGUCGGGUCAUCAGAAACGCCACAGGCCCCUACAAGCUGAGGCUGUUCGAGAGACCCAACUUCGAUGGUCAGUCCCUGGAGGUGACUGAGAACCUGCCCUCUGUCCAGGAGAAUUUCCACAGCCGCGAGAUCCACUCCUGCAAGGUCCAGGAGGGUUCCUGGGUCUUCUUCGAGCACCCCAACUUCCGUGGCCGCCAGUACCUGCUGGAGAGGGGGGAGUACCGCCGCUACACCGAGUGGGGAGCUCUGCAUGCCACCGUGGGCUCCAUCCGUCGCAUCAUAGCCACUGGAGAGAGAUGA